Hemicordylus capensis (graceful crag lizard) is the source of this 1491-nucleotide messenger RNA. RefSeq names its product tumor suppressor candidate 3 (gene TUSC3). The transcript has 10 exons. The record is from RefSeq and is a predicted model, not a curated record. Lineage: Eukaryota; Metazoa; Chordata; Lepidosauria; Squamata; Cordylidae. Bases 32 to 1045 code for a protein of 337 amino acids. Gene Ontology annotation, cellular component: oligosaccharyltransferase complex.
AAGGGGACUGACGCGUCUCUGCCCGGGAGCCAUGGCAUCAUCACGGCGGCUAGUGCUGCACCUGCCUGCGGGAAGCUGCCUCCUUUUCCUCCUCCUCCUCCUUUGUGUCCAGCUCGGGGGAGGCCAAAAGAAGAAGGAGAAUCUUUUAGCUGAGAAGGUGGAACAACUUAUGGAAUGGAGUUCAAGGCGCUCGGUCAUUCGCAUGAAUGGAGACAAAUUCAGAAGAUUUGUGAAGGCUCCACCUCGUAACUAUUCAGUGAUUGUGAUGUUUACUGCUCUCCAGCCACAGAGGCAAUGUUCUGUUUGCAGGCAAGCUAAUGAAGAAUAUCAAGUACUGGCUAACUCAUGGCGCUACUCUUCAGCAUUUUCAAACAAACUUUUUUUCACCAUAGUUGAUUAUGAUGAAGGUGCAGAUGUUUUUCAGCAGCUCAAUAUGAACUCUGCUCCGACAUUCAUGCAUUUCCCUCCGAAAGGUAAGCCCAAGAGAGCUGACACGUUUGACCUGCAGAGAAUUGGAUUCGCAGCAGAACAGUUAGCUAAGUGGAUAGCUGACAGAACUGAUGUUCAUAUUAGAGUAUUCAGACCUCCAAACUAUUCAGGUACGAUUGCACUGGCUCUCCUAGUGUCUUUGGUUGGUGGCUUGCUCUAUUUACGGAGAAAUAACUUGGAGUUCAUCUACAACAAGACUGGCUGGGCAAUGGCAGCACUGUGUGUUGUAUUUGCGAUGACUUCUGGCCAAAUGUGGAAUCAUAUUCGUGGGCCUCCAUAUGCUCAUAAAAAUCCUCAGAAUGGACAAGUGAGUUACAUACAUGGAAGCAGCCAGGCACAAUUUGUUGCAGAGUCUCAUAUUAUAUUGCUCCUGAAUGCUGCUAUCACCAUGGGAAUGGUUCUUUUGAAUGAAGCUGCUACUUCCAAAGGGGAUGUUGGAAAAAGGAGAAUUAUAUGCCUGGUGGGAUUGGGUCUGGUCGUUUUCUUCUUCAGCUUUCUACUGUCGAUAUUCCGCUCCAAAUACCAUGGCUAUCCAUACAGCUUCCUAAUUAAGUGAAUUCAAGUGGGAUUUGCAUAAGGCUAAUGUUUCCUCUGAAGAUAAGCAGCUGCUGAUAGUAUCUGCUUACCAACAUUACAUUUCUUCAAGAGUCUGCAUUUGGUUCGUCUGCUUAUUGCGAUAAAUGAUGGUGUUUAUGUGAAGAAGAAAAUUUUGUUUUGUACCUUCUUACCAAAUGCUUCAUCUAAUUUAUAAUGCAUCCUAAAUAUUGAGUAUCUAAAUGGAAGAUAUGAUGAACUGGCAUAAGGGUGGGUUGUGCUUUAUGGUCCGAAUUUCAAAAAAGUUAACUUUAGUAGCAAUGUUUUGUUGUUGUAUCACAGUUGUAUAGACUUAAGUGGAAAAAAUACAAGCCAUUCAAGAUUUUAAAAGUGUAGCCCUGUGGCACAUGGUAAUGUAAAAUAAAUUAGUGUGGUUCCACUUUACCUAAUAAAGGAAACAAAAACUGA